ACAAGUUCCAGGUAGCCCCCGGACAUUUACGGAAGUAAAAAGCGCUUCGGUUUAACCGUUUACCGCCUUGUGCUCUUUAUGAACAUUAUUGAUUUUAAGGGUACAUGAAAUUCGGAUAGAGGGAACGAAAGGCGUUCAUUGCGGAAAUGAAACCUUCGGUGGACUCUGAAGAAGAGGAAGAGAUAGGAACAUAUCAGAAGAAGCUAAGAGAGCGGGCCAACCGCAGUAUUCAGCAGUUAAGCAACAUACUGGGGAACCAGAGCUCAGACACAGAGGUGCUGGAACAAUCGAGCAGUCAACACAGUUCACCAGGGAGCUCGAGACAACAAACACAGCAAAGCGAAGCAGUCAGUCAGCUACGUUCAUUGCUGCAAAAACAACCUAAAGACGUAAAUGUUCCUUCGCCUUCAAAAAGGAAACACGUUCCAAAGGCAGAUGAUGAUGAUGAUGAUGGAAGUGUACCCCCAAUCCACGACCUGGUUCCCAUCAUUCACAACCAGUCUGAGUACAUCCAGCACCUUGAGGCUGAGGUCAAAUUCUGCAAGGAGGAACUGCUCGCGAUGAAGCAGCGAGUCCGUGUAGUGGUCGUAGAGAACGAAAAAUUGCAUGAGGAGCUCAAGGCAAAGAUGGUAGAAGACACUCUGAAGGAAUACACGCUUCUAGAUGGCACGGUAAAUGCUGAAACUUCAAUAGAUAAAAUGUCCUUGACUGCAGCAGCAAAACCAAGGCGGGAUUUUAUUCAUAAAACAGAAGACAAGAAGUGGGAAAAAGAGCUGGAGCAGUUAAAAUGCUUGUACCAAGCACAGACUGAAACUCUAGAAGCUCAGGUGGUUUCUCUGAAGAAAGAAUUAGUGAGUUCUCAGACAGAAUGUGAGGAAGUGAAGGAGCGUCUGAGGCAUAAGGAAGUGAUGGGAAGUGUAUCGGGGACUGGUCAGCGUGUCGGAGGUUUGUGUGUGAAAUGCGCACAGCAUGAGGCUGUGCUUGCAGAAACGCAUUCCAAUAUUCAUGUCCAGGCCAUCGAGAGACUUACCAAAGAGCGAGACGAGCUGAUGAUGGCGCUGUGCUCUCUGAGGGCCAGUCAGAGUGAGGCACAGCAGAGAGAGUGGGCUGCCUAUCAUCAGGUCAAACAGGCUGUGGAGAUGGCAGAGGAGGCUAACCUGGAGAAGACCAAGGCACAUGUACAUUGUGAGCAUGUCCUCGCUGAGCUGGCUAGGCAGAGGGAGAGACUGGACAAGGAACUUGCCUUAGAGCAGGAGAAGAUCGCACAGGCGAGGAACGCAGCUCGCUCUGAGAGCAAAAAAGAGAAAGAGGAACUUGCUCAGAUGGUAACCUCCCUGACAUGCAGAGUAGCUGAACUAGAGGGGCUUUUGGAUCGAGGCGAAAGAGAGAGGAACUCCCUGAACACUCAGCUAGAGGAGGCCUUUAAGAAGCUCACCGCUCAGGAAGCUGACAACAGCAGGGUGUGUGGAGAGCUGCGCUACCAGUUGAGCCAGGCCCAACUUAAGAAAGAAGAGGCUGAGAGGGAAUUACAGGACUCUCGAUCCAAACUGGGCCGCCAACUUGAGUUAGCACAACGGGAAGUACAGAAGCUGGGUGAAGAGCUGCGUGGCAGCCAGCAGCGUUUGGAGGGGGCCCAGAGGGCAGAGGGCCGAGCUCGGACGGAGGCAGCCGGCCUGGCAGAGGGGCUGAACCGCGCCCAGCGCCAACUGCACCUCACCAGGAAGGAGAAGGAGGCAGUGGAGCGGCGUUGUGCGGAGGACAUGGCUGCACUGACCUUCCAGGCUCAACGGCGCGAGCGUGAGCUGACACAGACGCUCCAGCAAAUGGAAGCGCAGCACGAGAGGAAUGUUGCAGACAUGGACGCCUUGCUGAGUUUGCAGAAUGGCCUCAUCGGGAAGCUGAAGGACGAGUGUCAUACUCUUUGUUCGAAAAUGGAAGAACUGACCCAGUUAAACAGGGCCGAGGUGGAACAGCUUUCUUUAGAGAAGGAGAACCUGCAGGAGAGCAUAGAGAGGCUUCGAGGUCGCUGUCAUGAGAUGGAGGAACAGUGUGUACAGCAUGGGAGAAUGCACCAGCGCAUGAAACACAGAUUGCAGCAGCUGGAUCAACACUGUCAGUCCAGUGCUCAGCAGGUGUUGGAGCUGCUCAGCAGACAGAACCAGCUCGUGCACGAGAGGCAGCUUCUCACUGAAGAGAUGAGCAACCUGCGUGUACAGUUCCCAGCCGAGAGGAGAGAAACUCUCGGAACAGUGUGAGGGCGGCUAUUUCCUUCUCUCUCGACGGAGUUAAUCCGAUCACACCGACGGAGCGCCAUCGCCACGGCUUUACUCCGAACUCAUGAGGGAUUUUUUUUUUUUGGCUACAAGUAAGAAGUGGGUGUGUGGGUGCGAGUUUGUGCGUGUGAUGGCUGCAGGGGGUCGUGUGACAUCACAGUCCAUACUGCAUACACAGCAGCAGUGCUGGCUCUCGGUCACUAACACUCUCGCUCUCACACACACACACACACACACACACACCGUCCCCUCCUCUCUCUCGCUCUCUCCCUCUCCAUCACUCUUACACACACACACACGCCACACCCUCUACACACAUGGAUUUGCUAAAUUAUGUUCAAUACUCACUGAUUUGUGGUGCAUACCAAACAUGUAUUUGCAAUGUACAUUUUUGAACGAUAAUUUAAAGAUUAAUUUAUUUGCUGUUUUUACACGUUUUUCAUGUGUUUGUCCAUGUUUGGAACUUUUGUUUUGUAAACACGCUUUCGUCAAAUAAACGUUCAAACCCGA
Silurus meridionalis is the source of this 2783-nucleotide messenger RNA. RefSeq names its product SHH signaling and ciliogenesis regulator sdccag8 (gene sdccag8). The record is from RefSeq and is a predicted model, not a curated record. The transcript has 18 exons. Gene Ontology annotation, cellular component: centriole; centrosome. Bases 147 to 2255 code for a protein of 702 amino acids. NCBI's taxonomy places the organism in Eukaryota, Metazoa, Chordata, Actinopteri, Siluriformes, Siluridae. Gene Ontology annotation, biological process: centrosome cycle; neuron migration; establishment of cell polarity.